AACGCAUCUCGUACCAAACCCGGAAGCAUGUCGUCAUUAAUAACAACAAACCCACCUGCCUUCCAAGUGACAGCGCAGCUCAGCAGCAGCUCUCUGUGGGGUUGUCUCUCUUUGUUUCAGCCUGAGAAACGAUCAGUGGCAGUCUGAUGAUAUUUCAUGAACAAGCAGACAUUCAUUUGAAUAGUUCUUCCUCCAGAAAUCUGGAAACCAUUUUCAGCCGCUCUCAUCCUGCUACAUUAGCUUAACUCGCUAGCUGUCAGCGACAUGAUGGUCUGCGUUUGAAGGAGCUCUUCUUCCUUAUUGCGUUUACCGAAAGGAGGCAUUUCUGCUUUCAGCGCCUGAUAGAUCCUCUGAUACUUCUCGUAAAGGCUCACUUCUGCUAUGGAGCCGUCUGCGGCCAUAGGCUGUGUGAACAUCGGCAGUCUGACCAGCACCUUACCAGUGAUCCCCUACCAAAAGCUGACAGACCUGUACUACCUGAGCAGAGGCGGCUUCGGCACCGUGUUCAAGGCGCAGCACUCAGACUGGAGGACCACUGUGGCAAUCAAGUGCCUGAAACUCGAUGCCCCUGUUGGAGAAAGAGAGAGAAACUGCCUGCUGAAGGAGGCCGAGGUCCUGCACAAAGCUCGGUUCAACUACAUCAUCCAGAUCUUUGGCAUCUGCAACGAGCCAGAGUUCUUCUGCAUUGUCACAGAGUUUAUGAGCAAUGGCUCUCUGGACCUGUUACUCCAUGAGAAGGACAUGUACCCUUUGCUCGCCUGGCCUCUCCGUCUGAGGAUUCUGUACGAGAUUGCACUUGGGGUAAACUUCCUACACAACAUGAAUCCUCCUCUCUUACAUCAUGACCUGAAGACGCAGAACAUCCUGUUGGACGGUGAAUUUCAUGUGAAGAUUGCAGAUUUUGGUCUCUCAAAGUGGCGGCAGCUAUCCGUCAGUAAAGGUUCAGGGUCCAAGCCUACAGAAAUGGGGGGCACAGUGAUCUACAUGCCCCCUGAGAAGUACGAACACUCCAAGAGCCGUCGGGCUGACGUGAAGCACGAUAUGUACAGCUACGCCAUAAUCAUGUGGGAGGUCCUGUCCAGACAGAUUCCUUUUGAAGAUGUGACCAACCCCAUACAGAUCAUGUUCAGUGUGCUGCGUGGCAUGCGUCCUGACACCGGUCUGGACAGUCUGCCUGCUGAGAUCCCCAGCAGAGAGACCCUCAUCAGUUUAAUGACCUGCGGCUGGACGUCCAACCCAGACGAGCGGCCUUCCUUCCUUAAGUGUUUAAUAGAGCUGGAGCCCAUGGUGAGAAGAUUUGAUGAAAUUGACUUCCUGGAGGCUGUGUUGGAGAUAAAAAAGACAAAGCUGAUGGGCCGAUCAGGCUGCUGUUCAGCUCAGUCAGAGUGUGCCAAGAGGACUGAGGAAGAGUCCCUGAACAUGCUAAAGGACGUACACAGCCCCUGGCCGGAGAGCUCCACCUCAGGCUCAGGCUCCUGUUCAUCUCAGGACACUGACAUCUCUCUACCAGGAGCCCUCACCAGCAGCAAUGCUCCCCCCUCUAAAGAGGGGCUACCAUCCUCAUUUUUAGCUCACAAUCUGGAGCCUCCAGAGUCUUUAAAGGACAACUGCCCAGUCAACGAUCUAAACGGCUACCAGAGUGCAAGGCCCAUGACAGAUCUGAACAUUCCCAUCAAACCACGACUGCCUGCGUCUGAGUACGAGACACAGCUGAACAACCUGACCCUCAAACCUCAGCAACAAGCAGAUUACUCUCCUCCCCUGCAACACUCUCCCCCCUCACAAGGCCUCCUCGCUCAGUGGAUCUCCACACGCCGCGAGGAGAUCGUCUCUCAGAUGACGGAGGCCUGUCUAAAUCAGAGCCUGGACGCUCUGUUGUCUCGCACCUUGCUGAUGCAAGAGGAUUAUGAAUUUGUAAAGAACCAGCUCACCCGCACAGCCAAGGUCCGUCAGCUGCUGGACAACUGUCACAACGAAGACUUCUGCCGCAUCGUCGUUCGCAAACUGCAUGACAACAAGCAGAUGGGCCUGCAGCCAUACCCACCCGAAAUCGGCUCACCUCUGCCUGUCAUCUUCCCAACUGCACCGCCACUGACCAUGUCAUAUAAUAUACCCAGGAAAAUGUAGCAGUGCAAAAAGAAUUCAGAUUAUAGACUGUGCCAAUUUUACACUACACUGAGCUCACAAUGGUCUCAUUCUCAUAAAGAUGACUCCCUAAAAAAAACAACGAAAAGAGGAGAAGAUACAAAGAAAAGAAGUAAACACUGGCGUGUUGUUUUCACUCAUAAACAAGAGACUAAAGAUUAUAUUCUGUUUAAUCAGAAGCAAAAGUUUUGACUGAAUCAGUGAUUUUAUUUCACAGUUUAUUUUGUGGAUUUAAAGAGGAGAUUUUAUUUAAAGUCCCUUCAUUUUUACAGGAUGGAUUACAGGAUUACUCUUAAGCUCAUGACCAUCUUCUGAACAUGUUAUUGGAUAUCCCAGUUGUUUUCUGUGUUUGGUGAGCCUCCAGAGUCUUUUGGAGUGUGUUGGGUGAGUGUUUAAGUGUGUGUAUGUAUGAGUCAUUGACAAAAAGGACUGUUAAUAUGCUGGAAAACCUGCAGCUAAAAAUAAGGUUUAUUCCUUUAUCGCAAUCUUACAGUACCAUGCUGUCCUGAUGUUGUGUAUUACCUUAAAGAGGAUGUUUUCACCACAACGACUGAGAGCGUCUAUACACCGCUGUAUAUGACACACUUUUGAAGUGAGUCAGUGCUUCUAAUGAUAGCCAUCUAACUGUGUGAGAGGUUUUUUUUUCCCCCUUACUGGGCUAUUUUUUCCCACUCUCUGCUUUAAUGCUGAGAUAAAGAGAUUCCCUGGGAUAUGGAGUAAAGAGGACGUGGCGGUGAUGAAAUGACACCCAGAGUAAGAGGGACGUGUUUGACUGCACGUCUGUGUUCAGAUUAAAAGUGGACCAAAGUGAUCUGAUUUCAUUUGCUCCUCUCAGGAGAGACCUCACCUCUAAUUCUAAGUAUAUUCAUUUACAUCAAACUCAUCAGGAUACUUCCAAAGUUACACUUUAUUCCUGGACUCUGAGCUAAGAUUAGAAAAAAAUACUUGCAUUACUGCUCUGACUGAAAACAUGACUAUUGCUCUGCUUGUAGCACACAGUUUGUUUACCUCCUUUUUAAAGUUUAUCACUUUUCACUCCCGCUGUCUUUUCUACCUUACCUGUGCUUCCUGAUCUGCUCAACAUGACAGAAACAACUGUUUAUAAUGUAAUGAAUUCCCUCUUUCUCAUGGAGAGGGAUCACUCAAUAUAAGGACAUACACACAUAUACAUCACAACAGUAGCAGCUGAUCUGUACAUAUAGAGGUAAUACUUGUUAUGUUGUUGGUUCAAACAUACCUACAGGGUAUUUGUUCUUUAAGCCAGAGUGUGUUUUAGUAGACAAACUAAGGAUUUCUGUUUUUAUGGCGUAGACGUAACUUUCACUCCUGGUGUGAGUCAUGUUGUAUUCAAGAGUUUGGGUUAAACAUUUUUUGUUUAUGUCAGUUAUUUACUCCAAUAAUAGUUUGGUCUGUACAUAUAGGCCUAAGAGAAUGCUUUAAAGGUACAGUUCACUGAGCCCAACCUGACAUCUUCAAACUCUUUGAUUAUUUAAGCUGUAGCCUGAAAACAAAAUGUUACUCAUUCAUUGUCAGAUUUGAGAUGCUGGAAUCAGAUUUUUUUUUAACUUUAUAUCAAAUGUACUGAAGCAUACUGGAUUCAUUUAAGAUAAUUCCUCUGUUUUCUGAAUUUAGGGGAUAUCAGUGCCUCAAAAUCCCAAUGGAAGCUCUCAUUUGGUCCCCUUACGGAAGCAAACAUGCCCUGGACGUUCAGUUGAAUCCAGUAUUGUUUAGGUUUGGGUUUGAGAGAUUUGCUGAUACUCGUGUCUUUGAGUAACAUAGGUUGUAUGGUGAUGAUUUGUUUGUUGUUUUUGCACAGGCAGAUUAGGACUUUGCCGCUUUUCAGAUAAAGAGAUCAUUCUGAUCUGAUGGAGGUUGUAUGCAGAGCGUUCAUGGCAUGCUGGGUGGACAUAAGAUGAUGAUGUGACUCAAGAGACAAUUAAGCACUUGCUGAAAAUACUGGACACCAUGAAGUGCAGCUGUGGCACUGGAUCUCAUUUUUCAGAAAAACUUUUCUUCAGAUUGAGAGAUAGUUAUCCCCACACCUGUAGUUUCUCAGUCGCUGCAUAGAAUUGGUGCUGAAAAGGAUCUAUAGUUGUGGUAUCCACUGUUUCUACCAUUUCUAAAAGCAUUACAGAGCAAUCUAUGUUUUGUUGUUUACAUUUCUCUGAAUAGAUGCUCUUCAGUAUUUGGUUUUAUCGAUCCACAGGUUCCCUAUCUUUACAGCUAAAGUCGCUGUAACUUGAUAAAGACUGUAGGAAUGAGUCACAGCAGGUCAUUCUUAGUAUGAGACAUUAUUACAGGAAAUCAUACCGGACAAUAGAAAAAUACUUUAAGUGACAACAUCAAGGCCACACAGGAUCUAUGCUUCCCUUAUCUUGGACUUGUAUUGCCUUGUCUUAAAUAAUUGUGCCUCAUGUUCAGCAUUUGAUCUCAACUAUUGUGAAGUGCAAGAGCUUUUUACACGCAUCAAGCAAAGUUCAGUAAAAUACAAAUUUGAUAACUGGAUAUGUUGUAACAUUUUUACGGUACAGAACAGUGUCAUCUUUUUAUGCAUAUUUACAUUUGUGAUCUGUUGUUAAAAACUCAAACAUUGUUUAUUAUGGGAUAAUUUCAUAUUUGAAGAUUUGCCUUCUGUAAGGAAUCAGCCUGAUUUAGUGCAUAUGUUAUUAAGAGUCUGAUCAUCGAACAAACAUGUAAUGUGUUAUCUUCAAAGUACUUGCAAUAGAAACAGUUAUUUUUCAUAUAUUGUAUCAAACCCUUCAUUAAAAAGGUACUUUUUUUUAAA
Messenger RNA from Notolabrus celidotus (New Zealand spotty), 4930 nucleotides. RefSeq names its product receptor-interacting serine/threonine-protein kinase 2-like. Gene Ontology annotation, molecular function: JUN kinase kinase kinase activity; ATP binding. Gene Ontology annotation, biological process: protein phosphorylation; regulation of apoptotic process; innate immune response. Bases 382 to 2127 code for a protein of 581 amino acids. The record is from RefSeq and is a predicted model, not a curated record. The transcript is spliced from 11 exons. Lineage: Eukaryota; Metazoa; Chordata; Actinopteri; Labriformes; Labridae.